GCUCCUGUACCGUGCAUUGUGCAGCCUGGGGGCUGGCACUGCACCCUUUGUCCUGUACUGCAGUUCCUGUACUGUGGAUUGUGCAGCCUGGGGCCUGGCACUGCAUCUGCUGUCCUGCUCUGGAUACUGGGCAUUGGGUCCUGCACUGCAGCUCCUGUACCAUGCAUUGUGCAGCCUGGGGCCUGGCACUGUGUACCAUAGGACCACCACCCUGUACCACAUACUCUCAGUUCUGAGCUCUGUCUCACACACACUCUGGGACCUGUGUUAUUUACUGAGCCGCUGGAGCAUUGGGCUUGCACUGUCUGCUAGGAGCCAUUCACUAAGCGUCCUGCACCCUCAGCUCUGAGCCCUGCCCUAUAUACCAUACGUGCUGAUUUAUGAAUCCAGCUCCACAUACUCUGGUUCGUGCCCCAUCCACCCUCAGCUCUGAGCCCUGGGUCCCGGAUUGCUCACCCUUGUUCUCUUACAUGUACCACAUCAGGGCAACUUGUGUGGUUGGCUGAUGCACAGGUUGGACACUGUUUAACCCCCCUUAACACGCUGCUAGAUAUUAAGAGAAUGGCUGCAGUGGGUUGUAGGCCUAGCAGCAGAAGGGUCUCGGCGGUGUUGGAUCCCAGCUCUAUGUCCACCUCUUCUCGCAGAGCGAGCCAUGGCUGGAAGAGGAGGCAGAGGGAGGGGUCGGAGCCAGAUGACCUUCAACGUGGAAGCUGUGGGCAUUGGGAAAGGCGACUCUCUGCCCCCUUCCACCCUCCAGCCCUCGCCGCUCUUCCCCCCCAUGGAGUACAAGCCAGUCCCGCUGCAGACGGGUGAGGAGGUGGAAUACAUGCUGGCACUGAAGCAAGAGCUGAGGGGAGCCAUGAAGAAUCUGCCAUAUUAUGUCAAGCCGGCCGCCCCCAAGAAAGAUGUUGAGCGCUACUCGGAUAAAUAUCAGAUGUCUGGCCCCAUUGAUAAUGCUAUUGAUUGGAACCCAGAUUGGCGGCGCUUACCGCGGGAGCUAAAGAUCCGAGUUCGAAAGCUCCGGAAGGAGAGAACCACCAUUCUGAUCCCCAAGCACAAACAGCGGCUCCCGGUGGACAAGGAGGAAGCCAUUAAGAAACUGGAGACCCUUGAGAAGAAGGAGGAGGAAGUGACGUCGGAGGAAGAAGGGGAGAAAGAGGAGGAGGAGGAGGGGAAGGAAGAGGAGGAAGAGGAGUAUGAUGAGGAGGAGCACGAAGAGGAGACGGAUUACAUCAUGUCCUACUUCGACAACGGGGAGGAGUUUGGGGCCGACAGUGAUGACAACAUGGACGAGGCGAUAUACUGAGGGCAGCCGGGUUGCUCGGAUACCAGCCUGGCGUGGACAGUGCUCGGACGCCUGGGGCCGCGGACCCCAGCCGUCUGCCCGCAGCAGGGACGGGUGUGCCACGUUGGUGACAGCCGAUCCCUCGGGGAAGGAGGGGCCGUGUCGGGGCUCGCUGGGGACACCCCCAUCCUUCCUCCAGCUCGGUCACCAUUUCCGUCCCCACAGUGGGAGGCUUGGAUUCAGGUCAGCCGCUGAGACGCGGCCCUUUGCUCCCUGCCUGGCCUCCGCCCCACUUCGAGUGGGCCAGCUGGGGGUGCUGAUGGGUCCUCACCUCGGAACCCUCCAGAGGACGAUCUCGCGCUUCACCCCUAGGUGGGGCUCUUGGUCCAUUUUCCCAGCAGCUGCUCCUUGGAGGCGGAUGGAAAAUUCUGCUGGGACAGAUAGAGAAUUGAACUACGGCUGACAUAACCAGCGUGUGCGAGUGACAGACAUCCUCUGCCUUCGGACACCCCACCCACCCACCCCCAGCUACCCCAGGGGGUCCGGCUAGCUCAGCUGCGGGAGAAACUGACCAGAACACAACCAUCCUGGGACUGUAAUGUCCUGUGUUAAUCGGCAUCUGCCCCGAAGGAGGAGGUGAAACCAGCAUUGAAACCCAGCAGGGAGUGGUCAGCGGCUCCCACCCCCCGCUCUCCGUCGUCUGGUCUGUUUCACUCCCACCUGCCUCCCCCUGCGAUCUGGAGCUGACCUCCGUUCCAGCUGUGUGAUCUGGGCACGCGGAGUGGGUGUGUUAGUCCAGGGUUUUAAUAGGAAACCUCAUUGCACCAGCAGGCUCGUAGGGCUACGAGGGGGAACAUGAAUGGAGCUGUUCUCCAGCCCCACGUCCCUUCCCAGUCCUGGGUCUGAUUCUCCAGGGCCUGACCCCUCGUGCAGCCAGCCGCUUUGCACCACUGUGAACGGCCUGGUGGGGUGCGAAGCGGGAGGUUGCACCAGCUUUUUUCACGGGGGAUAAACAACCACACCAGAUCCAGGGCCACGAAGAAUCGGGUCUUUGGAGGGGUGGGGUUCACAGAGGAUCUUAAUCUCAUUUCAGACCCCGGGCAGCCACCCGCUUCCCUGCCUCCCCUUGCCCCGAGGAGUCACCAGCUGACUUUGAGGGAUCCAGCCCCAGUCCUGGAGGUGCCCUAUACGGGUUUCUCAUGUGGCUGGUGUCCUGACAUCUCCUGAGGCUCAUCUCAGAGUGGGGUCCAUCCUGCUUCACAUCAGUGACUCGGAUCUCCCCAGUCUGCAAAGUUUUAAUAAAGGAGGGUGUUUUUACUGUCGCUUUAAAAUAUUUUAGAGCAGGUGGGUUAAUAAACGAGGGAACGUCUCCCUCCCCCACAAUGAUUUUAUGCUGCUCAGUGGUUGAGGAUGGUUAUAAUGUAUUCUCCCCUGCCACAUCCUGCCCAGCUUAUAACCCCCAGGCCCUGCAGCCCCCCCUUCCCGAACUGAGCCAGGCUGCAGGGACGGGGUGUCUGGGGGAGGGGCAACCCCUUGGUUUGACCCCCUGUUGAAAGAAACUGGUGAGUGCCCCCAAAAUGUAUUUGGGUGAGUUUUAAAGAAAGAUUCUGCACACAGAAUUGUCUGUGUGGUGUGGUGUGUUCGUCUACGGGGUGUUUGUGCAUGUGUUGAGUUUUGUUGUGGCAUUCUCGCGUGUAAAUUUGUUGAGUUUGUGUGUUGUGUGCUCCUUGUGCGUUUCUGCAUGUGGCGCUUUUGCACGUUUGUAAGGGUGGGUGUUUGUCUGUUGGGGAUGGGAGCUGUGUUAUGUCUGUCUGCGUCGACUGUAUGUUGUGUGCUCCAUGUGUUUGCGUCUCUGGUAUGUGUGUGGCACGGGGGACGUGCGUGCCUGGUGCCUGUGGGCCUGGGGGAUGUGUAUGUGUGUCAUGCAUAUGUGGCAUGGGGGAUGUGUGUGGAUGUGGAUAUGUGUGUGAGUAGGCACGGGGGAUGUCCGUGGAUGUGUAUGGUG
Molecule: messenger RNA, 3290 nt
Organism: Mauremys reevesii (Reeves's turtle)
Lineage: Eukaryota; Metazoa; Chordata; Testudines; Geoemydidae
Gene: POLR3GL
Product: RNA polymerase III subunit GL
Exons: 8
Coding region: 653-1306 (217 amino acids)
Biological process (GO): transcription by RNA polymerase III
Cellular component (GO): RNA polymerase III complex
Source: RefSeq, a predicted model, not a curated record